Acomys russatus (golden spiny mouse) is the source of this 422-nucleotide messenger RNA. Its product is annotated as 60S ribosomal protein L31-like. Gene Ontology annotation, biological process: cytoplasmic translation. Lineage: Eukaryota; Metazoa; Chordata; Mammalia; Rodentia; Muridae. The transcript has a single exon. The coding region runs from base 72 to 422 and encodes 116 amino acids. Gene Ontology annotation, molecular function: structural constituent of ribosome. Gene Ontology annotation, cellular component: cytosolic large ribosomal subunit; ribosome. The record is from RefSeq and is a predicted model, not a curated record.
AUUACUUAAACCAGGCUUUUUUCCUUCCCACAAUCCCCCGCGCCGGUGCGUUCCAGCUUUAGCCCGACAGAAUGGCUCCCGCAAAGAAGGGUGGCGAGAAAAAGAAGGGCCGUUCCGCCAUCAACGAGGUGGUGACCCGAGGAUACACCAUCAACAUUCACAAGCGCAUCCAUGGAGUGGGCUUCAAGAAGCGUGCUCCUCGGGCACUCAAAGAAAUUCGGAAACUUGCCAUGAAGGAGAUGGGGACUCCAGAUGUGCGUAUAAAUACCAGGCUCAACAAAGCUGUCUGGGCCAAAGGAAUAAGGAAUGUUCUAUAUCGCAUCCGAGUGCGUUUGUCCAGAAAGCGUAAUGAAGAUGAGGACUCCCCCAACAAGCUCUACACAUUCAAAAAUCUACAGACGGUCAAUGUGGACGAGAACUAA